AUGAUGAGUAGAGGGUACGCUAACUUAAACGCUUUUGUAGAGAAUGACAAACAUGAGAGAUGGUCCAAUAACAGAGAAGGAGGAGGGACACAUAAGGAGAGUAAACGGAUAAACCUGGUUGAACACAAAAGAAAAGAUUCUCACUUAUCAAAUGAGAAGUUUCAAAAACAUGGACUUGUUCCAGGAGAGUUGAGAAGCCAAGCUUCUACCAAUGAUCAGUACCACCUGUUGCGUAGGGGUAGCAGGGGAGGGGAGCACCACGGUGAGCAGAAGAGUAAUCGGAAAGGCGACCCGAAAGUACAUUCCAAAACGCACAAGUCUUCCCAUCAUCGUCAUAAUAAGGAUACGCAUCGACACCAUCGUAGAGACUCACAUCGUCAUCACCAUCAUCAACACCAUCGUCAUCAUCACCACCACCAGAAGGAGGUAGAUGCAAAGGAGAGCUCAUCGGGGGGUCUCCUCUGGAGCUGUGUCAAGAGUGUAUGCUCCUCCUUUGCAUCUGUCGUGAGAAAAAACAUUUUUACCAACGAAAACAACACAAGUGAGAACGGGAGGGGAAAAACUAUUUCCGACCUCUCCAGACUUAUCGACAAAAAUGCACAGAGGAAGAAAGAGAAGGAUCUAUUGCAGGACGACCAUUCGACUACACCCCUAAGUAAGAACCAUAACCCUGUCCAAAGGAGAGAUGGACGAAAAAAAGGGGGGGUUCUUGAACAAGACAAUAAUCUACAGAACAGAAAUGGUGAAGGCAUACCACGUCGAAAUAAAAAAAUAAAAAACGCUUCCUAUGAAUUUUCUGAUAAUGAUUUGAAGAAUUUAUUUAUGCUAGAGGGGGAGGAAAGGGGGGAUAUUCACACACAGGAGGAUGCGAAACGAUUGUAUAGUGGUGAUGGUCGUGAUGGAAAGGGCGAACGGGUUGAGUUGAGCCGAGAAAUUGUUAAAAAGAACGAUGGGGUGGCUGAGAAAGUAGGAGAAGGGGCGUCCCUGAGGGGAGAGGCGUCAGCGAAGGGAGAAGAGCACGUAAAAGAAGAGGAAUUCAUGGCAGGGCCACCAACCAUUCCAAACAUAAUGAUAAACAAUGGAAGCUUUAGCAAGAACAGCCAAAGAGAUGAUUUAAACACGAGAGGACGAGGUGUGACCCUUUCAUCGGAGGAGGAAAACACACUGGGUAGGCUGGGUGGUUUGAAGCCUGGUGUUCUGGACCCAAGGAAGAACAGGGAGGGGGAGAAGGAAGAGGGCCACAGGAGAAAAGGGAGCCUUCCCCUCUCUGGCCGUAGCAACAGGACUAGCCGUAGCAGUAGUGAUGUUGAUGGAGGAGCACUCCGAGAUGGUUUUUACGGGAAAGACAACCUUCUGAGGAAACUUCUUGAGUUGGAGGAUGAUGAAGAUAACAAUGAUAAUGACGACUCCGAUGAAUAUGACGAGGAUGGCAAAGCGAAGGGUAGACAACCCGCGCAGAGCAACAAAAAGAAUGCGCCUGAGCAAAACGGCUACAUAAAGCACUGCCAAGGAAAAACUUUCCUUCAAAAUGGUUUGCACCAAAUAGGGGAACAAAUGUCAUCUGUGCAAGGUGAGAACGUGGAGAAGUUAUAUUACGAAAACAUUUUUGAGGAUUCGGAAAAGAAAGGGAAAUCGAAAUCGAAAUCAAUGGAUGAUCCCGACGACAGCGAUGCGGACAGCUUUAAGAAUAUCUUCUACAAUCGGAAGAUGAAGAAGAAGAAGAAGAAGGGGAAACUGACCUGCAUGCCACAGAUGGAGCAGACAACCAACGGAGCAGAUGGAGUGGACAAAAAAAGCGGCUCCGACGCGGGAGAACUGAACACAGGAGAUGCAGACAUUUCGGAUGAUGUCUCAAGCGUGGAUGGCGACUCACACACGAAGGAUGAAACGCACAAGCGCGCACACUACUUCCGGAACUACAUCAAGAGCAGUGAGGAAAUAAAGCAAAUACGAUUCGAGUUCAAGGAGCUGAUCCAAACAAUAGACUCCUUCAUUGUGAAAAAUUCAACCAGUGAUGAAAUUAAUAGCUCCAAAAAUGUGGCACAACGGAAUGACCAAAACACUGAAACGCCAAAUUCCCACAAGAGAGAGAGCAAAAAUGAAGCGACCUACAUGGAGAUGGAUAAAAUGAACGAAGGAGCAGACGAAGGAUCUGCAGAUGAACAGUCUAUGAAAUUUAUCGAUGGUAUCACAUCGGAGGAUAAAAGUGGCUACGUAAUACUUAAGAAUGAUGAGGAAUCCCUUAUAGAGGCUCUGGAAAAGCUUAGAAUUGAGAAGAGGAAGAAGGAAGAAAGGGAGAAAGACGGAAAGGUGAGGGAAUCGGAUGACGAGGCAAAUCGAAUUCGCAAAGCAGAUGCGGUAGCUUCACUAGACCCAGACAUUUUCUUCAAGUGCAUUAACAAGAACCAUUACGAAAAAGCAGCUCAGAUACUAAGACAGAAGGGAGAAAACGGUGUUCUAAUCGAUAAGUUUAAUGUGCCACUUUUGUAUUCACAAAUAAAAUGCCUAAUGGACACGAGGUGGCUAAACGACGAGGUCAUUAACUUCUACAUGAGUAUGCUACAGGAAUAUAAUACGAAAAAUAUUAAAAAGGAUACAGCAAACAAUUUUUUGCCUAAAAUAUUUACAUUCAGCACUUUUUUUUUUCAAUCUCUAAACUCCAAUGGAACAUACAGCUAUAACAAGGUAUCCAGAUGGACGAAGAGGAAGAAGGUGGAUAUCUUUUCGUUUGAUUUGAUUCUGAUUCCGUUGCAUGUCGGGGGGAAUCACUGGACCUUGGGCUCUAUUAAUAUGAGGGAGAAAAAAAUUAAACUCUACGACUCUCUAAAUAUGUCUAACACGAAGUUCUUCGAAUACAUGCGACGAUACCUCGUGGACGAGAUGCGGGAUAAGAAACAAAUGGAGCUCGACGUAUCUGUGUGGGAGUAUAACCCGGAAGGCUGUUCGGAGGAAGGAAUCCCGUGUCAAGAGAACGGCUACGACUGCGGUGUGUUCACCUGCAUGUUCGCCAAGUGCCUAAGCUUUAAUCGCAGCUUCGACUUCAGCCAACGGGAUAUCAAAGAAAUUCGAAUGAAAAUGGUUUACGAAAUAUCACAAGGCUGUUUGAUCUUUUAA
Molecule: messenger RNA, 3114 nt
Organism: Plasmodium knowlesi strain H
Lineage: Eukaryota; Apicomplexa; Aconoidasida; Haemosporida; Plasmodiidae
Product: sentrin-specific protease 1, putative
Exons: 3
Coding region: 1-3114 (1037 amino acids)
Biological process (GO): protein desumoylation
Cellular component (GO): nucleus
Molecular function (GO): deSUMOylase activity
Source: RefSeq, a predicted model, not a curated record